AUUUGGGAUGACGGUUUGGCAAGGGUGGCUAAAGCAUGGGCAGAAACAUGCCAAUUUAAACACAACACCUGUUUACAAAUGCCAUUUGAUUGCAGUGAAGAUUAUCAGUUUCUUGGAGAAAAUAUCUGGUUAGGUGCAUUAAAAAUAUUUUCACCAAGGGAUGCUAUUGUUGCUUGGUAUAAUGAAACAGAGUUUUAUAAUUAUGAUACUCUAUCAUGUACUAAAGUUUGUGGCCAUUACACACAGAGGAAAUUUUCGAAAUCAACACCCCUACAAAACAGGAGCUCCUUGUUCUCUGUGUGAAGAAAAAGAGGAAUGUGUAAAGAAGCUCUGCCGAAUUCCACAAAUUGUUAUGCCUGAAAUUAUCAAUACCAAUACCAAUACCAAUACCAAUACAAAUACCAAUACCAAUACCAAUACAAAUACCAAUACCAAUACCAAUACAAAUACCAUUCGUCCAAAUGAAACCCCAGCGGCCAGAGCACCUCAGGCUAUGGCAUGUAAUCUAGUGAGCCUCAGCUUUCUUCUCCAGAGAAUCUUCUAAUAUGUCAAUAAAGGAAAAAUUUAUGACCAAAUGUCACUCUUCAUCAAUUUAAUUCUCUAUUAAAGCUUCUAUACUCUUGUA
This is a messenger RNA of Oryctolagus cuniculus (rabbit), 625 nucleotides long. The record is from RefSeq and is a predicted model, not a curated record. NCBI's taxonomy places the organism in Eukaryota, Metazoa, Chordata, Mammalia, Lagomorpha, Leporidae.